AUGACAGGUGCUAACUUUUGCACAGGAGCCAUGAAACUCCAACACACCCUCUUUACUCUGCUCGCCGGCACCACGACUGCUCACCCACAUCACCAUACUGACGCACUAAGGCAAAUCUACCAAUACCCCCUUGGCACCUGGAUCGAGAACCUCGCCAUAAGACCAAGCGAUGAGAUCCUAGUGACGCUUCUUGACACGGCUCGAGUCGAUCAAUUCUCACCAUGGGGGCUCGAUCCAAAACCUAAGACGAUUGCGACGUUUCCGGACGCAUUGAGUGUCUCGGGCAUUGCGGAGGUGGAGGAGGAUGUUUUCGUUGUUGCGGUGGGAAAUUUUUCGCUUGGGGGUGAGAAUGCUGGGCCUGUGGAGGGGGGUUGGGGGUUGUGGAGUGUGGAUGUAAGGACGGAAGAGGUGGGAAUGGAGAAGGUGGUGGGGUUAUGGGAGAUGGAGUUUCCGAAUGGGAUGACGACAUUGCCUGUCUUGAAAGAUGUCCUGGUCGGCGAUAUCCGCACGGGGAAAAUCUGGCGUGUCAAUACCACGCCUGGAGAGCAUGAAGUCGUGAUUGAGAAUAACCUCACUGCCGUGGUGCCGGAUCCAAUCUAUGGGGUCUCUGGCGUGAACGGACUGAAAGUUCAUGAUGGCGCCCUAUACUUCGCCAACACAGGCCAAGCCCUCUUCGCAAAGCUUCCAAUCAACACAGACGGCACCCCAGCAGGAGAGCCCUCGAUCAUCACCCGGGCUAUCAACUCGACACUCCAAUACGACGACUUCGCGAUUCAGGGUGAAAAUGCAUAUCUCGUUACCGGCUCUGGCAAUUCGAUUGAGAAGGUUGGACUGGAUGGGACGCGGAAGAGGAGGAUCAUUGCGGGGAGUCUGAACUCGACGCUGAUUGCGCAGCCGACUGCUUGUGCGUUUGGGAGGACGGAGUGGGAUCGGCAUGUGUUGUAUGUGGUCACUGCGGGCGGACUUGUGGUGCCUGUGAAUGGGGAUGAGGUGGUUGGGGCGCAGGUUUUGGCUGUUGAUAUGAGGCGGUGGGAAGGGCUUGGGAGGGAAGAGGGGUGA
Molecule: messenger RNA, 1059 nt
Organism: Fulvia fulva
Lineage: Eukaryota; Fungi; Ascomycota; Dothideomycetes; Mycosphaerellales; Mycosphaerellaceae
Product: Putative hetero-Diels-Alderase
Exons: 2
Coding region: 1-1059 (352 amino acids)
Source: RefSeq, a predicted model, not a curated record